This is a messenger RNA of Athene cunicularia (burrowing owl), 1479 nucleotides long. It is a transcript of the gene OLFML3, whose product is annotated as olfactomedin like 3. The record is from RefSeq and is a predicted model, not a curated record. NCBI's taxonomy places the organism in Eukaryota, Metazoa, Chordata, Aves, Strigiformes, Strigidae. The transcript has 3 exons. Bases 1 to 1266 code for a protein of 421 amino acids. Gene Ontology annotation, biological process: signal transduction.
AUGGGGACUGGGCCCUGCUGGCACCCGCUCGCCCACCUGCGAGCAGCGGCCUCGUGUGAAAGGCUGCAGAGGGGCUGGGGCCGAGCCCAGCCCUGCCAGCACCGCAGCCGCCUGCGGGGCUCUGCGCGCCGCGCACAGGCCGCGGGACGGCGGCCGCGAAGUGCCGGGACCUCAACGUCCCCUUGGCUGCCCCAGGAGAGGAUCUCGCAGUGGCACGACCAGAGCAGCCGCUACUCCACCGAGCUGCGGGACUUCAAGAACCAGGUGCUGGGGAUGCUUGAGACGGCGGAGAAGGAGCGGGAGGCGAUGAGGUCGGAGGCAGAAAGCGCAGCGGUGCGCGUGGACCGGCUGGAGCGUGAGGUGGACUACCUGGAGACGCAGAACCCCGCACCGCCCUGCGUGGAGGUGGAUGAAACGCUGAUGGAGAAGCAGGUGGCCACAGCCAAGCAGAGGAAGAAUGAGAAAUACACCAAGCUGACAGACUGCAGCGACACCAUCGCCAGCGUCAGAGCCAUGAAGAUCCUGAAACGUUUCGGCAGCACCUCGGGGCUCUGGACCAAGGAUGCGGCCGGGAACUCCGAGAAGAUCUACGUCUUCGACGGCACUGCCAAUGACACGGUGUACGUCUUCCCCCGCAUGCGGGAGUUCACCCUCUUCUCUGCCACCCGCAAGGCUGCCCGCAUCAAGCUGCCCUACCCCUGGGUGGGCACUGGGCACCUCGUCUACGACGGGCACCUCUACUACAUCCGCCAGCAGGGCCCCUUCCAGGUGAUCAAGUUCAACCUGGCCAACAAGACGGUGGUGGACAGCUCGGUGUUCCCGGCCGAGGAGCAGAUCCCCGUCUUCGGGCUCUCCCCCUUCACCUACAUCGAGGUGGCGGCGGAUGAGGAGGGGCUCUGGGCCAUCUACGCCACCAAGGAGGAUGAGAAGAACAUCCAGUUGGCCAAGCUGGACCCCACCUCUCUGGACAUCGAGCAGAUGUGGGACACGCCGUGCCCGCGAGAGAACGCCGAGGGCGCCUUCGUGGUGUGCGGGGCGCUGCACGUGGUCUACAACACCCGCCUGCCCAGCCGCGCCCGCGUGCAGUGCGUCUUCGACGUCAGCGGCACGCUGGCCCCCGAGGACGCCUCCCUCGUCUACUUCCCCAAGCGCUAUGGCUCCCACUCCAGCAUGAAGUACAGCCCCCGGGAGAGGCAGAUCUACGCCUGGGACGACGGCUACCAGAUCAUCUACCGCAUGGAGAUGAAGAAGAAGCUGGAGGUCUGAGGGGCCCCCUCGGGGCACGGCCAGCGCCGGCGCGGGACGGCGUCUCUGCCCCAUCUCCCAUCACUGUGAAAUGAUGAAAUGCUGGACCCCCGCCCCGGCCACCCUUCACCCACCCGCACCAAGUGUCCCUGCCUGGGACCACCCUUCAGAAACCUGGACUAAUUUAAUGAGAUUUUCUUCUCUGUGAUAUAAUGAAUAAAUACCAUGCAGCGA